AUGGAGAAAGUAAAGAAGAAGGAGUUGAAGAGCGGGGAAAAAAGGCGUGGGAGACCUCCAACACUCAUGAACUUGAAGUUCAAAGUGUCACAAGGAAAGGACACAUCAGAUGUUCAGAAGGGUGGUAAAGAAGAAAAAGAGAGUCUGAAAAAGAUCAAAAGGUCACCGUCCACUACGUUUCAGCAGGCAACUAAAAUCAAGAAGUUAAGAACUAGCAAGCUCUCCCCACUGAAAUCUAAAUUUAAACCUGGGGCAAAACUUCAGAUCGGGAGGAAGACCGUUCAGAUUGUGCGCAGGAGGGGUCGGCCGCCAUCCUCUGAACGUUUAAAGACUUCCUCGGGGUUAGUCGUAAACUCGCAGCUGGAGAAGCCCCAGAGGGUUCGCAAAGAAAAGGAUGGCACGCCGCCUCUUACGAAGGAGGAGAAGACUGCGGUCAGGCAGAGCCCGCGCAGGAUUAAGCCCGUUAGGAUCAUACCUUCCACCAAAAGGACAGAUGCCACAAUCGCAAAGCAACUCUUGCAGAGGGCUAAAAAAGGGGCACAAAAAAAGAUCGAGAAAGAAGCAGCCAAACUGCAAGGCAGGAAGGGGAGAACCCAGCUCAAAAAUAUCCGACAGUUCAUCAUGCCGGUUGUGAGUGCCAUCUCCUCACGGAUUAUUAAAACGCCCAAACGGUUCAUUGAGGACGAGGACUAUGAUCCUCCUAUCAAAAUAUCCAGACUCGAAUCCACACCCAACAGCAGGUUCAGCGCGACGUCGUGCGGCUCCAGCGAAAAGUCCAGCGCUGCCUCUCAGCAUUCGUCUCAGAUGUCUUCGGACUCCUCACGCUCCAGCAGCCCCAGUGUGGACACCUCGACGGACUCCCAGGCCUCCGAGGAGAUGCAGACGCUUUCUGAGGAGCGAAGCAACACUCCAGAAGUCCACGCGCCGCUGCCCGUUUCUCAGUCCCCUGACACCGAUAACGGUGACAGGAGAAACAGAAGGUUUUCGAUGACAGAAAGGAGCUUUGGCCAGAGGGCGGCCAAAAAGCUGUCGGCCUUACCCAGCGUGCCGCAGCAGCAGUCCUCCUCCUCUCCUCCUCCUCCCCUGCUCUCCCCUCCGCCACCGCUGCAGCCCGCUUCCAGCAUCUCAGACCAUACGCCUUGGCUGAUGCCUCCGACCAUCCCGCUGGCCUCGCCCUUCCUCCCUGCUUCUGCUGCGCCAAUGCAAGAGAAACGGAAGUCGAUCCUGCGGGAGCCGACGUUCCGGUGGACCUCCCUGAAGCAUUCCAGGUCGGAGCCGCAGUACUUCUCAUCAGCGAAAUAUGCCAAAGAGGGUCUCAUUCGCAAACCGAUAUUCGACAACUUCAGGCCCCCGCCGCUGACGCCAGAGGAUGUGGGCUUUGCGUCUGGCUUCUCGACGCCCGGCGCGACGGCCCCGGCACGUCUGUUUUCCCUUCACUCUGGAACGAGGUUUGAUAUGCACAAGAGAAGCCCUCUGCUGAGAGCACCUCGGUUCACGCCGAGCGAGGCCCACUCCAGGAUCUUCGAAUCCGUGACCCUGCCCUCGUCGGUCGGUCGUGCCUCCACGGGGACCUCUGCGGCGAGUGCCUCCUCCCGGAGGCGGAAGAGGAAGGUGUUCAGCCCCAUCCGCUCCGAACCCAGAUCUCCUUCGCACUCCAUGAGGACAAGAAGCGGGAGACUUAGCACCUCCGACCUGACGACUCUCACCCCACCAUCUUCUGUCUCUUCCUCACUGACUAGCAUUUCUGUUAGUUCUCUUGCCACUAGUGCCUUAAACUCAACUUUCACUUUUCCUUCCCAUUCCCUAACGCAGUCCGGAGAAUCAGCAGAAAGAAGCCAGAGGCCGAGGAAGCAGACUAGCACUCCGGCCGAGCCUUUCUCGUCCAGCAGCCCGACUCCUCUCUUCCCCUGGUUCACAUCAAGUCCCCAGACGGAGAGGGGCCGAAACAAGGACAGGGCGGUGGAGGAGCUCUCCAAAGACAAAGACGCUGACAAAAGCCUGGAGAAGGACAAGAGCAGAGAGAAAGACAGAGAGAGAGAGAAGGAAAACAAGCGGGAGUCGAGGAAAGAGAAAAGGAGGAAAGGGUCAGAAAUCCAGAGUAGCUCAGCUUUGUUUCCUGUAGGUAAAAUGUCCAAAGACAAAGUUGCCGGUGAAGAGGUCGCGGCAUCAUCAUCUGCCAAAAAGGCUGCCGGGCGGAAGAAGUCUGCGGUAGCAGAUCCCGCAGCAAAUGUUUCCACUGCUGCCCUGGUGGAGUCGGCAGCCGUCAAAACCAAAACGUCCAAGAAAGGGAGAGGGGGGUCAGACAAAUCCGAGCUGGACCUCAGCCCCGCUGUGCCGUCUUUGGAGAAGGAAAAAGCCCUGCGUCUUUCUGCUCCUUCGUCAAGCGCUGUUAAGCAUUCCGCUUCCUCCAUCAGCUCCAUGUUGGCUCAAGCAGACAAACUGCCGAUGACUGACAAGAGGGUGGCCAGUCUUCUGAAAAAGGCAAAAGCCCAGCUGUACAAGAUUGAGAAGAGCAAGUCCCUCAAACAAGCAGAUCAGCCAAAAGCACAGGGACAAGAGAGCGAUUCAUCGGAAACGUCCGUGCGAGGACCGCGAAUAAAACACGUUUGCAGGAGAGCAGCUGUCGCGCUGGGCCGCAAGCGAGCAGUAUUUCCUGAUGACAUGCCCACUCUGAGUGCCUUACCGUGGGAAGAAAAAAUACUGUCUUCCAUGGGGAACGAUGAUAAGUCCUCAAUAGCUGGCUCAGAAGAGGCCGAACCUCUUGCCCCACCAAUCAAGCCAAUUAAGCCGGUGACCAGAAACAAGGCACAGCAAGAACCUCCGGUGAAGAAGGGCCGACGCUCCAGGCGCUGUGGGCAGUGCUCGGGCUGCCAGGUUCCCGAGGACUGCGGCGUCUGCACUAACUGUCUGGACAAACCCAAGUUCGGUGGGCGCAAUAUAAAGAAGCAGUGCUGCAAAAUGAGGAAAUGUCAGAAUCUGCAGUGGAUGCCUUCAAAAGCGUAUCUCCAGAAGCAGGCGAAAGCUGCAAAAAAGAAAGAGAAGAAGUCGAAGGCAAACGAAAAGAAAGAAAGCCAUUCUGGAAAGAACCAGUUGGACUCUGGGCAGAAACAAACUCCUCAGAGUGUCGUCUCGAGGGAAGAAAACGCCAUAAAGAAGAGCAGCGAGCCUGCCCGUAAGCCUGUCGAGGAAAAGCACGAGGAUGGGAGUUCCUCCAUUCCGGUGCCAGAGCCCAAACAGGUCCCUGCAUCUGGUACCAGAAAGACGGGCAAGCAGGCAUUGCAGCCAGCACAGCUCCCUCCUCCUCCUCAGCCACCGAGCUCAGGACCCUUGAAAAAAGAAGCACCGAAACCUCUCGCCUCUGAGCCUAAGAAAAAACAGACCCCCCAGCCCGACAUAGGCACAGAACAAAGCAAACAGAAAAAAAUUGCUCCCCGUCCAACUUUCCCUGUGAAACAGAAACCAAAAGAAAAGGAAAAGCCCCCUCCUGUAAGCAAGCCCGAGAGCAGCACGCUGAAUUUGCUCAACACCCUGACUAACGGAAGCGGUUCCAAGCAAAAGCCACCUACGGAUGGAGUCCACAGAAUCCGAGUGGAUUUCAAGGAGGACUGUGAAGUGGAGAAUGUUUGGGAGAUGGGUGGGUUAGGCAUCGUCACCUCGGUACCUAUUACUCCCAGGGUGGUCUGUUUUCUCUGUGCCAGCAGUGGACACGUGGAGUUCGUGUACUGCCAGGUCUGCUGCGAGCCCUUCCACAAGUUCUGCUUAGAGGAGAGCGAGCGGCCCCUGGAGGAGCAGCUGGAGAACUGGUGCUGCCGUCGCUGCAAGUUCUGCCCCGUCUGUGGGAGACAGCACCAGGCCACCAAGCAGCUGCUGGAGUGUAACAAGUGCCGAAACAGCUAUCACCCCGAGUGCCUGGGCCCAAACUACCCAACAAAACCUACCAAGAAAAAGAAAGUUUGGAUAUGUACCAAAUGUGUUCGCUGCAAGAGCUGCGGGUCAACAACCCCAGGCAAAGGGUGGGAUGCACAGUGGUCUCACGACUUCUCGCUGUGUCACGAUUGUGCCAAACUCUUCGCUAAAGGGAAUUUUUGUCCUCUCUGUGACAAAUGCUAUGACGACGACGACUACGAGAGCAAGAUGAUGCAGUGCGGGAAAUGCGACCGCUGGGUCCACUCCAAAUGUGAAAACCUUUCUGAUGAAAUGUAUGAGAUCCUCUCUAACUUGCCUGAGAGUGUGGCGUACACCUGCAUUAACUGCACGGAGCAGCAUCCCGCGGAGUGGCGUCUGGCACUGGAGAAGGAGCUGCAGGUUUCCUUAAAGCAGGUUUUAACAGCCCUGUUGAACUCUAGAACGACUAGCCACUUGCUGCGCUAUCGACAGGCAGCAAAACCGCCUGAUUUAAAUCCCGAGACGGAAGAGAGCAUCCCGUCCAGAAGCUCUCCCGAAGGUCCCGACCCGCCUGUCCUGACUGAAGUCAGUAAGCAGGAGGAGCAGCAGCCUCUGGAUCUGGAGGGAGUGAAAAGAAAAAUGGACCAAGGAAGUUACACUUCUGUGCUGGAUUUUAGUGACGAUAUCGUGAAGAUAAUUCAAGCAGCCAUUAAUUCCGAUGGAGGGCAGCCAGAAGUUAAGAAAGCCAACAGCAUGGUCAAGUCCUUCUUCAUUCGGCAAAUGGAGCGUGUUUUUCCAUGGUUCAGUGUAAAAAAGUCCAGAUUUUGGGAGCCAAAUAAAGUAACAAGCAACAGUGGUAUGUUGCCGAACGCGGUGCUGCCCCCUUCGCUUGACCAUAAUUAUGCUCAGUGGCAGGAGCGUGAAGAGAACAACCGCACCGAACAGCCCCCUCUGAUGAAGAAAAUCAUUCCAGCUCCAAAACCCAAAGGGCCUGGAGAGCCAGAUUCACCAACUCCUCUACAUCCUCCUACACCACCCAUCUCUAGCUCUGACAGAAGCAGAGAGGAUAGUCCCGAACUUAACCCACCUCCGGACGUAGAAGACAACAGACAGUGCGCCUUGUGCCUGAAAUAUGGUGACGACAGUGCUAACGAUGCUGGACGUCUUCUCUACAUUGGCCAGAACGAGUGGACACAUGUGAACUGUGCUUUAUGGUCGGCAGAAGUGUUUGAAGAUGAUGAUGGUUCUCUGAAAAACGUGCACAUGGCUGUCAUCAGGGGAAAGCAGCUGAGAUGUGAGUUCUGCCAGAAGUCAGGCGCCACAGUAGGCUGCUGCCUCACGUCCUGCACAAGCAACUACCACUUCAUGUGCUCGCGAGCCAAGAACUGUGUCUUUCUGGACGAUAAGAAAGUUUACUGCCAGAGGCAUCGUGACUUGAUCAAAGGAGAGGUGGUUCCUGAGAACGGAUUUGAAGUUCUUAGGAGGGUUUUUGUGGACUUUGAAGGAAUCAGUUUGAGAAGAAAAUUUCUCAGUGGCUUGGAACCCGAGAACAUCCACAUGAUGAUUGGUUCAAUGACAAUAGACUGUUUAGGAAUUCUGAAUGACCUCUCGGACUGUGAAGAUAAGUUGUUUCCCAUUGGCUAUCAGUGCUCCAGGGUGUACUGGAGCACGACAGAUGCCAGGAAGCGCUGUGUGUACACCUGCAAGAUCAUGGAGUGCCGGCCUCCAGUCAUAGAACCUGACAUCAACAGCACCGUAGAGCACGAUGAUAACAGAACCAUUGCCCACAGCCCCGUUCCCCUUACAGAAGCUCUGCCCAAAGACAGCCGAAACACACCUGAAAUCGUAAACCCACCGUCACCGGAUCGUCCCUUACAUUCUCAGACCUCUAGUUCCUGUUACUACCCAGUGGUCUCAAAGGGUCCCCGCAUCAGGACGCCAAGUUACCCAUCCACACAGAGGUCUCCCGGCUCUAGGCCGUUGCCCUCUGCAGGGAGUCCUACCCCGGUGACUCAUGAAAUAGUGACAGUAGGAGACCCUCUGCUGUCCUCUGGACUGAAGAGCAUUGGUUCUAGGAGACAUAGCACCUCCUCUUUGUCACAGCAGCAGUCGAAACUCCGGAUGAUUUCCACUACACGAGCCGGGAACGCUUACUCCAGGCACAGCAUGUCUUCAGUUUCCAGCAUGGGGUCCUCUUCAGAACACGAACCAAGCACCAAAAUUACCGACCGCUUUGUGGGGUCGGGGUCUGCAGGGGCUCCGAGCGCUCCGGUUCAGAGUUGCUCUGCCAGUUCGGGCUCCCAGAAGACAGCAGCUACUAGUGGCGGUAAAACUUACCAGCUGGAUGCUUCUCAGUCCACGGAAGGAAAGCACGCCGGCAGUGCAGAGUUGAUAGCCAAAGGGGUGGCUUCUAAAGGAGAGAAGACGAAAACGCUGACCUCCAUGGACCCAGAUUAUUCAGCUCACAGCUUUGCUUCUGGAGGAAGCUCCAAAACGCAGCCAACCAGUUCAUCAGGUGUGGAAAUGAAUGUUAAAAUAGGAACCUUUCAAGAAUGUUCAGGAUCAUUUUCUUCCAAAGAAGCAAUGUCCUUUCCACCUUUGCAUCAGAGAGGCACAAGGAAAGACAGAGAUCAGCACGUGGAACCUGUGCAGCCAGAGAAAAUGUCUGCGCUGGAUGAGAUGGAAGCCAAGACCUCGAAGUCUGCUGGAGUAAAUAGCAGGUCUCCUGCUGCAAGCGAGCAGGUAGUGUCUGUGCCUAGAGACAGGCGACAGAAGGGGAAAAAGUUAGCAAAAGAUAGUUCUAAAGAGAAACAUUCCCUGAAAGCUCUUACAGAUUCAAGUCAAGCCAUAGGCAGUGAUGAGGGAAACCCAAACCCAGAACUUGGUAAUCAGGGUUUGGCAACUGAGCAAGGGAAUAAUAUUCAUGCUGAAAAAGCUGGCGAGAAGUCUCCACCCUCACAAGGGCCCUCUAAAGGUUCGGCUGUGCAGAUUGAAGUGGCCUCUAAGGAAUCGCAGGCACCUAGAAAACGCACCGUCAAAGUCACUCUGACUCCUCUCAAGAUGGAAAGUGAAAACCCGGCGAAAAGCGCACAACAGGAGAGCGAUGCUGAGCUUCAGUCUGCAGGGGCAGAACUGGCCGCUUUGGCGGAGCCCUGCUCGACCUCGGAAGGCCCAGCAGAUCACCCCAUCGCUCAGGGAAGUCCCAAUGAAGUGCCGGCACAGGAAUCUCAAAACAACACGUACGAAAAUUUGCCCGUUCAGGACAACAACUUGAUGCUCCAGGACGGAAGCAAAGCUCAAGAAGAAGGCUCGUACAAGCGGAGGUACCCGCGGAGAAGCGCUAGGGCCAGAUCCAACAUGUUCUUCGGGCUGACUCCUCUGUACGGCGUAAGGUCUUACGGAGAGGAGGACAUUCCCUUCUACAGUAACUCGACAGGCAAGAAGCGAGGGAAGCGCUCUGCUGAAGGACAGGUGGAUGGCGCGGAUGACUUGAGCACAUCUGAUGAAGACGACUUAUACUACUACAACUUCACUAGAACGGUGGUUUCAUCGAAUGCGGAGGAGAGACUCGCGCCCCAUAAUCUGUUCCGGGAGGAGGAGCAGUGUGAUCUUCCAAAAAUCUCACAGCUGGACGGCGUGGAUGAUGGAACCGAAAGUGACACGAGCGUCACGGCCACGACAAGAAAAGUCAGUCAAGUAAGCAAAAGGAGCGGUAAAGAGAAUGGAACAGAGAACUUAAAGCUAGAUCGAGCAGAAGAAGCCGGAGAGAAAGUGCAAGUCACUAAGAGCUCUGCUGUCCAUAAAAGCGACCCAAAGAUGGAGAACUGCCACCCGGUGAGCAGGGUCAAAGCGCAAGGCCAGGAUUCGCUGGAAGCUCAGCUGAGCUCCUUGGAGACGGGCCGCAGGGCUCAUGCGAGCACACCUUCAGACAAGAACUUACUGGACACUUUUAACGCAGAGCUUCUGAAAUCCGACUCUGACAACAACAACAGUGACGAUUGCGGGAACAUCCUCCCCUCCGACAUCAUGGACUUCGUCCUGAAGAACACGCCGUCGAUGCAGGCGCUGGGGGAAAGCCCCGAGUCCUCGUCGUCGGAACUGCUCACGCUCGGAGAAGGUUUAGGGCUCGACAGCAACCGCGGCAAGGACAUGGGGUUGUUUGAGGUGUUCUCCCAGCAGCUGCCGACCACUGAGCCGGUGGAUAGCAGCGUCUCCUCCUCCAUAUCGGCGGAGGAGCAGUUCGAGCUGCCCCUGGAGCUCCCUUCCGAUCUGUCCGUGCUGACCACGCGCAGCCCGACGGUGCCCAGCCAGAACCACAACCGGCUCGCCGUCAUCUCAGAGUCUUCGCUCUCUUCCUCGGGAGAGAGGUCAAUGCUCGCCUUGCCUUCUGCGGAGUCUGGGGAAAAGAGAGUGACGGUCACUGAAAAAUCUGCCUCGGGGGAGGGUGACACUGCUCUCCUGAGCCCGGGAGUGGACCCGAGCCCCGAAGGACACAUGACUCCCGAUCACUUCAUCCAGGGCCACAUGGACGCGGAGCACAUAGCCAGCCCGCCUUGCGGCCCCGUCGAGCAAGGGCACGGCAGCAACCAGGACUUAACAAGGAACAGCGGCACUCCAGGUAUCCAGGUGCCGGUGUCCCCCACCGUUCCCCUCCAGAGCCAGAAGUACGUGCCAAACUCCACAGACAGCCCCGGCCCCUCGCAGAUCUCCAAUGCCGCGGUGCAGACGACGCCGCCCCACCUCAAACCGCCCGCCGAAAAGCUGCGGGUAGUGAAUCAAAACAUGCAGCCACUGUACGUGCUCCAAACCCUGCCCAACGGCGUCACUCAGAAGAUCCAGUUAACGCCUUCUGUCAGCUCUGCGCAGAGCGUGAUGGAGACCAGCGCUUCAGUGCUGGGGCCCAUGGGCAGUGGGCUCACACUGGCCACGGGAUUAAAUCCCAGCUUGCCCUCCUCUCAGUCGUUAUUCCCUCCCACGAGCAAGGGGCUGCUGCCCAUGUCCCACCACCAGCACAUACACCCCUUCCCCACGGCGACGCAGACCGGCUUCCCCCCCCACAACAGCAGGCCCCCCCCCACGCGAGCCCUGGGCAAGAAACGGCCCAUAUCUCGCCUGCAGUCGCGGAAGAAUAAGAAGCUGGCGCCCUCCGGAACCUCCUCUGCUAUAGCUCCUCCCGACAUGGUCUCCAACAUGACCCUGAUUAAUUUUGCUCCUUCCCAAAUUUCCAACCACCCGCUGGACUUGGGCACCAUCGCAAAUUCGACGUCCCACAGAACCGUCCCCAAUAUUAUCAAAAGGUCCAAGUCUGGGGUUAUGUAUUUUGAGCAGACGUCUUUGCUCCCACAAGGUGGGACUGCUGCUGCCGUCGGCACAUCUCCAAGCGUUAUCGGGCCAGAUGCUGGUCACCUCCCUGCAGGGCCCGUGCCAGGCCUGACGUCAAGCUCCUCUGUGCUGAACGUCGUAUCCAUGCAGGCCACGGCAGCCUCCACUACAAGUGGGUCCGUUCCCAGUCACGUUUUGGGGCAGAGUUCAGUGACGUUAACUAGCCCUGGGCUGUUGGGGGACCUGGGUUCCAUAAGCAACCUCCUGAUCAAAGCUAGUCAGCAGAGCCUCGGCCUUCAGGAGCAGCACAUGACUUUACCGCCAAGUUCCGGGAUGUUUUCGCAGCUGGGAGCAUCCCAAACUCCAUCAACGGCCGCAAUGACGGCCGCGUCAAGCAUAUGCGUGUUGCCUUCGGCACAGACAAUGGGCAUGACGGUUGCUCCAUCGUCCGCUGACCCGGAAGGCUCUUACCAGCUCCAGCACAUGACGCAGCUCCUCGCCAGCAAGACCACGGUCGCUUCCUCCCAGCUGGACCUUGGUGCGGCUUCGGCAACGACGCAGUUGUCCAAUUUCCCGCAGCUGGUCGAUGUUCCCAGUACUACUGGCCUCGAACAAAACAAGGCUUCCUCGUCAGUGAUGCACGCCAGCUCGGCAUCUCCCGGAGGCUCCCCGUCAUCCGGACAGCAAUCCGCCAGCAGCUCUGGGCUGGGUCCCGUGAAAGCCAAGCCGAAAAUCAAACGCAUCCAGCCGUUGUUGGACAAAGGGAACGGAAAGAAGCACAAAACCUCUCACUUGUGGACCGGUUCCUCUGAAGCACGUGUUCCCGACAGAGGGGCCAUCGCUGUCCCCCAGGUCAUGGCUACAGGGACUACGGCUACGAAGGCAGACGCGCAGGACGCAGUGAGCACAGAGCAGCCAUCGCAGAAACAACGUGGCCAGUCUGCAGGGCAAACGGCAGUCCUCCCAGAAUCUCAGUCAGCACAGAACUCAGCGAAUGAGCAAGAAAACACAGGCUCAAAAGCUCUUGAGGAGGAGGAGAGCACCUUCAGCUCUCCACUUAUGUUUUGGCUUCAGCAAGAGCAGAAAGAGAAGAAACCAAAGAAAGGUUUGGUUUUUGAGAUCUCUAGCGAUGAUGGUUUUCAAAUCUGCGCAGAAAGCAUCGAAGAUGCCUGGAAGUCACUGACGGACAAAGUUCAAGAAGCCCGCUCGAACGCCCGCCUGAAGCAGCUGUCCUUUGCAGGUGUGAACGGUUUGAGGAUGCUGGGGAUUAUCCACGACACGGUUGUGUUCCUGAUUGAGCAACUGUACGGAGCAAAGCACUGCCACAACUACAAGUUCCGAUUUCAUAAGCCAGAGGAGGCCAACGAACCUCCGCUGAAUCCACACGGCUCUGCCAGGGCUGAAGUCCACCUGAGGAAAUCUGCGUUUGAUAUGUUUAAUUUCUUGGCUUCCAAACACCGGCAGCCACCUGAAUACAACCCAAAUGACGAGGAGGAGGAAGAAGUACAGCUGAAAUCAGCCCGGAGGGCGACUAGUAUGGAUCUGCCGAUGCCCAUGCGCUUCCGACACUUGAAGAAGACUUCCAAGGAGGCAGUUGGUGUCUACAGGUCUCCCAUCCAUGGCCGGGGUCUGUUCUGCAAAAGGAACAUCGAUGCAGGUGAGAUGGUGAUCGAAUAUUCAGGCAAUGUCAUUCGCUCCAUCCUCACUGACAAACGAGAGAAAUACUACGACAGUAAGGGGAUCGGUUGCUACAUGUUCCGCAUUGACGGCUCCGAAGUGGUGGAUGCCACCAUGCACGGCAACGCGGCCCGCUUCAUCAAUCACUCCUGCGAGCCCAACUGCUACUCCCGGGUCAUCAACAUCGAUGGCCAGAAACACAUCGUCAUCUUCGCCAUGCGCAAGAUCUACCGGGGUGAAGAGCUCACCUACGACUACAAGUUCCCCAUCGAAGAUGCCAGCAACAAACUGCCCUGCAACUGCGGCGCCAAGAAGUGCAGGAAGUUUUUGAACUAGAACUUGGGUCGGCCACGAGCGAGCCCCGAAGAGCCCGGGGCAAACCAAAGCUUCGAGCGAGCCCCUCCC
Molecule: messenger RNA, 11289 nt
Organism: Apaloderma vittatum (bar-tailed trogon)
Lineage: Eukaryota; Metazoa; Chordata; Aves; Trogoniformes; Trogonidae
Product: histone-lysine N-methyltransferase 2A-like
Biological process (GO): positive regulation of DNA-templated transcription
Cellular component (GO): nucleus; histone methyltransferase complex
Molecular function (GO): histone H3K4 methyltransferase activity; DNA binding; zinc ion binding
Source: RefSeq, a predicted model, not a curated record